Penicillium canariense is the source of this 1905-nucleotide messenger RNA. Its product is annotated as tetratricopeptide repeat protein. The record is from RefSeq and is a predicted model, not a curated record. The transcript has 3 exons. Gene Ontology annotation, cellular component: peroxisomal membrane; cytosol. NCBI's taxonomy places the organism in Eukaryota, Fungi, Ascomycota, Eurotiomycetes, Eurotiales, Aspergillaceae. Bases 1 to 1905 code for a protein of 634 amino acids. Gene Ontology annotation, molecular function: protein binding. Gene Ontology annotation, biological process: protein import into peroxisome matrix, docking.
AUGUCGUUCCUGGGUGGUGCGGAAUGCUCCACCGCGGGGAACCCUCUGACGCAAUUCACCAAGCACGUCCAAGAUGACAAGUCCCUCCAGCGAGAUCGGCUAGUCGGCCGGAGCCCAGGCAUGCAAGAAGGCAUGCGGUCACGGGGCAUGAUGGGCGGACAAGACCAGAUGAUGGAUGAUUUCAUGCAACAACCAGGCCAGCAAAUAAACGGCCCCUCGCCACAACCCUUCGCUAUGGAGCAUAUGCGCCGGGAACUAGAGAACUUCCAGACCGCGCCGCCGCGCACGGGGUCGCCCGGCUGGGCUGCGGAGUUCGAUCCGGGCGAGCAGGCGCGCAUGGAUGCUGCGUUCCCCGGCGCGCAGAUGAACAAUGGAUCCGGCUUCACGCCCGCAGAGUUCGCGCGCUUCCAGCAGCAGAAUCGGAUGGGCAUACCCCAGACGCAGAGCCCCGCUACGUCGGCCACCCCCCGCUCAUGGCGGGGUAUCAGCGGCCGAUGGGAAUGGUCGCCGAUGAUGCAUCAGCCGAUGGAGGGACAGACGCAGGACAAGGGCAAGGGUCGGAUGGUCGAGCUGGACGACGAGAACUGGGAAGCGCAGUUCGCAGAGAUGGAGACCGCUGGAAAUGAGAUCCAGACAGAUGAGGAGGCCAACGCGGCGAUGGAGGCGGAGCUAAACGAGCUGGACAGGUCAGUGCCCACCUCCAAUGACGCCUUUGAGACCGUGUGGGACCGCAUCCAGGCUGAGACGGCAGCGAGCAGAAAAUUAGUUGAGGAAAACGACUUUGAGGUUACGGACAGCGUACACGUCGGGGACUUGGGCGAUUGGGAGGGCUUCGACAGUCUGAAUACUCGGUUCCGGGAUCCCCAGUUGGGCGACUACAUGUUCGAGGAGGAUAACGUGUAUUCCGCGGUGAACAAUCCGUUUGAGGAGGGUGUGAAGAUCAUGCGCGAUGGCGGCAACUUGUCCCUGGCUGCGCUCGCUUUCGAAGCUGCGGUCCAGCAGGAUCCUCAGCAUGUGCAGGCGUGGACGAUGCUGGGUUCUGCGCAGGCGCAGAACGAGAAGGAGCUACCGGCCAUCCGGGCUUUGGAGCAAGCACUCAAGAUUGACCAAGGUAACCUCGACGCACUGAUGGGCUUGGCCGUCUCAUACACCAACGAAGGCUACGACUCAACUGCCUACCGCACCCUUGAGCGCUGGCUAUCCAACAAGUACCCUUCAAUCAUCGACCCGAACGAAGUAUCCGGCGAUGCCGACCUCGGCUUCACCGAUCGCCAGCUGCUGCAUGACCGCGUAACCGAGCUCUUCAUCAAGGCCGCACAGCUGUCCCCCUCCGGCGCUCAAAUGGAUCCCGAUGUCCAAGUCGGCCUGGGCGUCCUCUUCUACUGCGCUGAAGAAUACGAUAAAGCCGUUGACUGCUUCUCAGCAGCCCUGGCCUCGACUGAAUCUGGCUCCACCAACCAGCGCGAGCAGCUCCAUCUCCUCUGGAACCGCCUCGGUGCGACCCUCGCCAACAGCGGCCGCUCUGAGGAAGCCAUCGAAGCCUACGAGCAGGCCCUCACCAUCAACCCCAACUUCGUUCGCGCCCGCUACAACCUCGGUGUCUCCUGCAUCAACAUCGGCUGCUACCCCGAAGCUGCACAGCACCUGCUGGGGGCUCUAUCCAUGCACCGCGUCGUCGAGCAGGAGGGCCGCGAGCGCGCGCGCGAGAUCAUCGGCGGUGGAAGCGGGCCCGACGGGCUGGACGACGAGCGGCUCGAGCGGAUGCUGCAUAUUAGCCAGAACCAGAGCACGAAUCUGUAUGACACGCUGCGCCGCGUAUUUAGCCAGAUGGGGCGGCGCGAUCUGGCAGACCAGGUUGUCGCCGGCAUGGACGUGAAUGUUUUCCGGAAGGAAUUUGAGUUCUAG